UUAGUCAGGGUUUGUUUUCUUCGUGAUUAAGGGGCAAACAAUAUCUUGGGACCUGACUCAACGUUGACGGCUAGUCGGCCUUCAACAUUUAUAUCUGCGAGACUCACUCCAGCUCAUCAGUCAGUCAGCUAAAAUCACCAUCUGUGCCUAAGUAGGUAGGUAUGUGCCUGUACAGGUAGUUUGUAAGUCCCCCGGUUUUUAUAUAAGUGUUUUCUUCCAAAUUUUUGGAUCUUGGUUGAGAAUAGCAAUCCUCUCGAAGUUUGAUAAACUUCCGCUGCGGUAAAAUUAUCAAAUGAAUCUGAGACAAAGCUUUGAACUCUCCGACUGCAGCCGUAGCAUCGAACACGAUGUUUAUCAUACUAUUAAUCUCUCUCAUAACAAGCGUAUAUGGCCUUUGCGCACCAUACCCCAUGGGGAACGACUCAACCACGCUUAGCCAACCGACGUUCGCAACCACGGUUACUAUUUCCGUUCGACCAGGAUCGCGACGGAAUAAUCAUACUGGCUCUGUGGUAUCCGCGCCAUACCCCACGGGAGCGAACCGAGGUAUAGGUGCAUUAACAUCUCCAGCCGUUGCCAACCUAUCCAAUAACGCAACUGGACCGUCGUGUGGGUGGAAUUGCUCCAGCCCAACAAUCCAGACUCCUGUGCCGUCCCCGGUAGUUUUCAGCUCAGUACCAUGGAAUAACGAUGACGACCCAAGUCUUCCUAGCGUGAUAACAAUAUGGCCAUGGCCUAACACUACUUCCCCGGACACUUCAUCGCCGCCGCCUCCCGAAGUGCCGACAUAUACCCCAACGCCUCGGACCACUACCACCACUGUUAAUGUUACGGGGACUCUUGGUAUACUGGGAUGUAGUUCUUCGACGUUAGUAACCACGACCACGUCGUCUGUUCCCGUCAGUCAAAGCACCGGUAUUCCCAUCGCAUCAAACGGCGGUCCUCUGAAUAGUCAGGGUCCGUCAUCGACAACAAGCGGAAGCAAUACUGCUGCAGAUAAUACAGCACAUGCAGGACAGGCUCCGGCAGCAAACACUGGGCCAGGCACUUUGGAUCAACAACCAAAUACCAGCAGUUCUACCUCCGUCCCUAUUACUUCGACUCUUACUACGCCCACCACCACCCCAACGGCCACCGUUAGAGUCAUUCCCGUCACCGAUUAGUUCGAGAACUAAACUGAAUUAGUCGACGAGUUGUGGGAAGAUAUGAACCCUUCAGCUUUCUCUAGGGUUCGCUAUGUGUGGGCGUUUAGUCUUAAUAUUCUUAGGCCAGGGAAAUUUGGUGGAGAUGUGACAUUGACAAAGGGGUAAUGUGCGAUGGAAGGUUGAUCGGUUCGUAAUUAGAUAAUGAAUCUGAAGAGCAAUAAUUUGCCAAUUCGUAAUCAAUGU
Messenger RNA from Annulohypoxylon truncatum, 1388 nucleotides. RefSeq lists its product as uncharacterized. The record is from RefSeq and is a predicted model, not a curated record. Bases 348 to 1163 code for a protein of 271 amino acids. The transcript has a single exon. NCBI's taxonomy places the organism in Eukaryota, Fungi, Ascomycota, Sordariomycetes, Xylariales, Hypoxylaceae.